Molecule: messenger RNA, 3658 nt
Organism: Tachysurus vachellii
Lineage: Eukaryota; Metazoa; Chordata; Actinopteri; Siluriformes; Bagridae
Gene: raver1
Product: ribonucleoprotein, PTB-binding 1
Exons: 14
Coding region: 111-2132 (673 amino acids)
Cellular component (GO): cytosol
Molecular function (GO): mRNA binding
Source: RefSeq, a predicted model, not a curated record
GUAACGCAUUCUCCUGUCAGCCAAUCAGAGCCCGAGUUUGUCCCACGCGUGUAUUGUUUAAACUGCUCAGAGACGCAGCAGCAGCCUGAGGUAAAGUUGUACAGGACGCUAUGGCGGCUGUGGGAGAGGAGCAGCACUGCACUGCUGUACAGGAGUGUACAGGGCUCAGGGCUGAGGACGAGCUGUCAGCACUCAGUCCUGACGACAUCACCAGCAGGACGGAGCGGACACGCAGAGAGUUUUAUAACCGCCGCAAAAUCAUCAUUAAAAACCUCCCCGCUGACGUCAACAACCAGGAGGUUCAUGAGUUGUUAAAAAACUAUGACCUGAAGUACUGCUUUGUGGACAAAUACAAAGGAACUGCUUUUGUGACUCUGCUGAAUGGCGAACAGGCCCAGUGCGCCAUCAAGGAGUUCCACCAGCAAGUGCUGCGUGAUCGUGAGAUCUCCGUGCAGCUGCAGCCCACAGAUGCCCUGCUGUGUAUCGCCAACCUCCCUCGGGCCUUUACGCAACAGCAGUUUGAGGAGCUGGUGCGGCCCUUUGGAAACCUGGAGCGUUGCUUCUUGGUGCACAGUGCGUGCACGGGUCACUCCAAGGGCUACGGUUUUGUGGAGUACAUGAAGAAGGAUUCAGCCGCCCGGGCCAAAUCGGAGCUGUUGGGUAAACAGCUUGGCUCCCGCAUGUUGUAUGUGCACUGGACCGAAGUGGGAUCGCUGACGUUCGCCACGCUUCACUCGCGCUGCCUCUGUGUGGACCGCCUGCCUGCCAGCCUCAUGACUGCUCAGGAUCUGCUGAACACAUUGGCUGACAUGCCGGAGCCCAUCUUCUGCCAGCUCGCUCAGGGACAAGAUGGAAGUUUCCGGCGGUUUGCCAUUCUGGAGUACUCCACAGCAGAGAUGGCUGAAGAGGUGCAGCGAUUAACUGAUGGAAGCCCUGUAGGUGGUGGCCAUAUCCGUGUGUCCUUCUGUGCUCCAGGACCUCCAGGCAGGAGCAUGCUGGCAGCACUCAUUGCUGCUCAGACUUUGGCUAUAAACAGGGGAAAGGGUCUCCUUCCUGAACCUAGUGCCAUGCAAAUACUUUCUAGUUUGAGCAACCCGGCAACCCUGAAACUGCUGCUGGCUUCUCUUAAUCAAGGACACAAACAAGGUCUGCUCGGUGCAGCCCCGGUCAUGCCGCUGCUCGCUAACCCGGCACUCUCUGCUGCGCUGGUGCAGCUGCUGCUUCAGAACCAAGUCCAGCAGCAGACCGGACUGCUAGGUGAAAACCUUCUGGCGUCUGGGCCUUUUCAGCAUGGUGUUAAUAUGCUGGGAGAUCUACCUCAUGGUGCCCUGGGUGUGCAAACUGAGCCUUUAGGCCCCAUAAAGCCUCCACCUCUGGGCCGGACACUAGGGAGGGAGCCAGAGUCCACAACCACACCCAACACUUUCCCCACAAACCCUUCUCCUGAGCUACAGGGCAUGAGCGUUCCACUUCUGGGUAGCAUGCUAGGAGGUGAUGGAUCCACUCUGCCAACGACCUCUUUAUUAGGAGAGCCACCCAAAGAGAUUGGCGUGUCCCCAAACCCCUUUCUGAACGCACCCAGUAUAUUCCCAUCCUCUGCUGCCAACUCCAGGCCCCACCCGUACAGGAAGAGACCUGUUCUAGGUGGCAUGGCUAACCAACGGCCCCUCCACAGUAACCUGCGCUGCCAAGACUCGUACCAGUUCCCAGCGGUGCACCAGGACGCUUUCUCUCCUCUCUAUGAGCAUCUGGAGACUCUGGACAGCACAGGAGCACAUCUGGCCUAUGGGGCACAGCACAUGAGACGUGGAGCCAUCAGUGAGCGAGCGUCUCCGUUCUCUUACCCGUCUAGCCCUCCCGGCUCCUCCUACUUCGGCUUUGGUGCCCCCGGGACUGCGCCCACCACCCAGCUCGAUAAGGCUGUGGCAAAGCCUCCCAUGACACCCUCAAGUGUUUUUCCUGCUGCGCCUGGAAGUGGAGUUAAGACUCCUGUCGGGGGACAGAAGCGUCUCUUCUCAUGGUUGAUUCCGUCUCCAGAGCCCAGUCCAGAGGGUGGCUACGUGGGUCAGCAUUCUCAGGGCCUCGGGGGUCACUACGCCGACUCCUACCUGAAACGGAAGCGCAUCUUUUAACCCGUUUGCUCAUUGUGGCUGUUGUUGACCCCUGCUGGCUGUGUGUGGUGUUUGGGAAUCCAGCAUCCCAGAAACUUCCUGUUAAUGCGGCCCAAGCUGAUCAGUGGGAGUUUUGUUUGUGAAUGAUUUAAGUGCGCAUGUAAAUUUAUUUUAUUUCCCCAUUUUUAAUUUGCCUUUUUAAGUUUUAUUUUGUUAAUGCUAAGACCACAGGUACCUCACAAUAUACCCCCCCCCCCCCCUCAAAUUAGACUUCCCCUUGAUUUGUCUGUGUAUAUAGUUGAGCAGCAUUCAUGAAUCCUCAGUCCUUUCUUUAGUCAUUGGAAACCCCAGUGCUGUGUGCCUGCGUGUGUGAGGUGGGGUGUGUGUGUGUGUGUGGGAUCGUCUCUGGUCUGUGUGUGUGUGUGUUAGAUGGUCUCAUGUCUGCGUGUGUGUGGGAUGGUCUCUGGUCUGUGUGUGUGUGUGUGUGUGUGUUAGAUGGUCUCAUGUCUGCGUGUGUGUGGGAUGGUCUCUGGUCUGUUGCGUGCUCGUCGUCUGUCCCGGCUGCUCUGUUUGUCAGUGUUCAUUGCUUCACCAUGUUUGAUCUGUGUUUGUUAAACCUGCCCGGGUCCCUCCACAUGUCCCCUUCCUGUCACGUGUCCAUGUUUCCUGCACUAAGUGUUGUGUGUUGCACUUGGAGGACGCGAGUCACCUGAAAUUUGCCUCUCAUCCUGACACUAUCCAUUUGUCUUGUACAGUUCUGUACCAUUUUGUCUUCCUUCCUGUCUCUCUGUUUACUCUGUGUUCAGACUGUAGUUUUGCCGUAACCAUCCCUGAUCCUCACACUGACUACUUUCCAAACCCCCCAGCAGGGGGAGCUGGUGAGCUUUGAUAACCUAUCGUUUUCUUUCUUAUAUAGAUAUAUAUAAGUACUAGAACAAGUAACAGUCUGGAGCAGGCUGGACCUGUGCUCAAACAUAUCGGUUCAAUUAUUUUCUUUUUUUUUCCUUCAUCUGCCCCUGUGCCAGCUCCAUCUUGACUCCUGUGGAUGGAGUUCUCACUGACUUUACCCCACGGCUGGAUUCGGAGCACCAGAUCUGUGACUUGCUUGCUGACCUUUUCCAUUGUAGUAACUGAAUAUCUUUAGUGUGCUGGAGUUUCUGAUGGACUCUACAGAUAACUGGUGUUUAAACUCCAACGUGUCCAGUGUAAUCUCUCACCUGCUUAUUUGCUGUGUUCAUACCUGAGCUUGUAUAUUUCUUUGCAAUUUUUGGCUCAUAUAUAUUUUUUCUUUUUCCCCCCAAUCUAGUCUACUGGAAAUGGAAGUGCUACUGUAUAUAUUUUUUUCUUGUACAUUUAUUUUUUUUAUUAUUUUGAUUGUGUGAUCUUGCAGCAUCUUUCUGAAGGAGUUUGUACACUAUACUGCUGUAAUGUAAAGAACCAAACGGACUUCAUCUGUAAACUGACUGCUUAGCAAGUGCACCAUCGUUUGUACAGAGCCGCCAUGUGUUUGACUGUAGAUUUCAGCAAGUAAAUGUUAUUUAAGUUUA